CCUCCCCAUACAAAGAGUUGGACCCAUUUUCGAUGCACGUUUUAAUUGGUCAAAAUUAUCAAAAACGGGCCGCAUUCUUCUUUUUCGCUUUGCUUCCCCCCUUGGCUUGUGUAAAAAAAUAGGGAACAACGAAUUCUCGAAAUUCAAUAUUCUCUUGCUCUUUUUACCAUAAAUUCACACACAUUUAAACGCAAUAGCAGUGGGCCGGCAAAUAUCGGUAUGGCGCAUACACACACAGACAAGCCCGAUCCAUCCAAGGAGUGCGUGCUGGCCAAGAUCGUGAUGUACACAUGCAAGAAAAGCGAUAACAUCGUGUGCACGCCCUUCGAGCGGUUGUUCAAGCGGUGCCCUGGUAUACCGGCUGUGGAGCUGGUUCCCGACAGCGACAAUUUUUUUGUGAACAUUAAAGAGCACGAAGGUGCCGUUCGGUGGAAAAAGCUGAGUGCACACCAUCGGAGGAAGGACGAUUGACUGAUUGAUUUUCGACGAUCAGAUUGAAUCUUUUUAUUUUGCUUGCUUUGUUAAGUCUGUUACGCAGCAGGAUUGACCAUCGAUGUCAGUGUUCCUUAUCAAAGAUUCAUUGACAUCAAAGGGCGUUUAUUAUUGUGCUUUGCCUUUGUGCGUUGGUGUCCACAACUAGCAGCACGACCGCACUCACUUGUCUUGAAAUGUUUUAAAUACCAAGCCGGCAGGCCAAUAAUUGAGAAGAAAAGGCAUUCAUUCAGUUAGCAUUUUAAUAACCUAAUCAAUAAACAUUCAAUAGCACCAUUCAGUACAAUAUCGACCGUGUGCCGUUUCAGUGUUUCAAAUGUAUUCAAUAUACUAAUUUAAAGGUAUCAGGAAAGAAUCAACAAUUCAAGCUUGCCGGUCGGUGUAUAUCGUC
Messenger RNA from Kickxella alabastrina, 883 nucleotides. RefSeq lists its product as uncharacterized. Gene Ontology annotation, cellular component: mitochondrial inner membrane peptidase complex. Lineage: Eukaryota; Fungi; Kickxellomycota; Kickxellomycetes; Kickxellales; Kickxellaceae. The transcript has a single exon. Bases 220 to 471 code for a protein of 83 amino acids. The record is from RefSeq and is a predicted model, not a curated record.